AGUGCAGUGGGAUAAUGUACAGCCAUGAUGCUUCUGCUAUUUCAAUGCACAGCAGACGACUAUCAACAAAAUCCUGAAAAUGUCUUCGACGAGAAGAAAGCAAAAUAACCCAACAAAGUCAGCAUCGGACACUAAGAAGAAGGAGCGAGCUACAAGGCCAUCAAGGAAUGCAGGAAAGUCUGAACCAGACGAGUCGUCUUUGGCCAGGACUAGGCCUCAAAGGAAGAUCAUACCAAAGCGACCAUUAUCUCCAGAUGUUGAGCUGUCGAGCAGAAGGAAGAAGCGCAGAAAGAAGAAGGCCCCUCCAGCCAAAUCUGUGAACAUUAUGUCUACACAUGCAGUCCACAUCAAACCAGGUGAGAUGAAACCUCCUAAACUGAGCAAACAUCAGAAAGCGUCGCUCAAGCCCAAAAAGAGGAAGCGGAAGAAGAAGACCUUUGUGUUUCCCAUCCUUGCAGCCGAUCGAGUGCCAAGAGAACCGGAACCUAGACCUAGCAAGGCAAAGGAUGGAGGAACAGGACUCGCAAUGAGUAGUCCUGGACCAGCUCUCCCAAAGAAGAGGGCUAAGCAUAUAGCAAGGAAUGUCUUGGAUGUGGACCUACUUAGAAUGCUGCCGGCAGCUGAGUUGGUCAAGAAAUUCUCCAAACACACAAGUUUCAAGGUCCCAACUGAAGAACACAAAGCUCCAUUGAAGCAGCAUGUGUAUAGCUGUAAGAUGCUACCCCACUACUGUACAGAGAAGUUCUAUGGCAAUGAUGAAGACACCAAGAGACAGAUCACCAAGCAUCUACUCAGACACGUUGGGGAGCUACUGACUGUCACUAACAGAGGAAUCAAUAUGAUGACACCAACCACAAAGAAACAAAAAAAGAAAGAAGCCAAGAAAGAUGGUACCGGUGCCAACUCUACCAUGUACAUCCUACCCAGUGCCCCUCGCCCUAUGAGAGUCACGCUACCCAAGAAUGUCAGCUCCCGUAUGAAACGCUCCAGCUACACCGUCAUCCGGUCUGCAGAUGGGUCUGAGAAGGGCAUCAACGAGGUGGUACUCCUACCCAAGGGCAGGCUCCUGGGGAUCAUGAAUGCACCCACCAAGAACUUCAGCGAAGACCACUUGAUAGACGUGGAUGAUAGUUCAUUGGGUUUGGAUACCAGGAAGGAGAGGGUCGUUGUGAAGAAAGGUGAUGGUAUCUUGGAAGGAACAGCUACGAAAGUGGGUAUUUGCCCCUCCAGUCUUGGUUCUGACAUGACGGGGCUGAGUAUAGAGUCUCUGGCUAAGGCAGUGGAAGCCAUGGUGGAUAAAGAGAGUCAAGGAUUGAAUAUUCAGGCUGCAGAGGCCUUGGCCAAAGCAGCUAAUCUUGAAGGACAUGGUGGCAAGGGUCAUGGAGGAGGAGGAGCAUAUCCACUUCGAGUGUACAAGAAAGUACCUGUGUCGCCACCAUCGUCAUCGUCCUCCGGAUCCUCUUCUUCUUCCACGUCAUCGUCGUCAUCGCCAGAAAGAUUGUCGAAGUCUAACAUCAAAGUGAAAAAACUCUCAAAGGUCUCCAAAAUCUCCAAAAAAGCCAAGAAGAAAACGAAUCAUAUUCCCUCUGUAAUCCCGCAUGCAGUUGAUGUUCCCAGUCCUGACCACAACUAUGCGUUCACAAAUAACCUGAAUCAUGGAGCCCCGCUGCAUUUUGAUUCCGAGGGGCAGCCUAUGGACUCGCCUCCAAGCAUAGAUGAAUGGGGGGAGGCUGAUGGGUUGGAUAUAGACCCCUUGGUGAGCUCCAUGAACGACCAGCUGAAUAAACUGAUCGCAGACAUUGAUGCUCCAGCUCCUAUGGCCAGGGUGUCCAAUGAGAAUGAAGAGCCAAUCAUUGGUGAGGGGGCUAACGUCACUGUGGAACAUGAGGAACUGAUGGUCAGCAAGCCCAAGAAAUCAAGAAGCAGAUCAAAGAACAAGGUCGUGGCUCAGAGUGAAGAAGUGAAGCAAACUGCUCUUCGUCAUCUGCAGUCACUGGCCAAGGUGAGGAAGCGUAAAGGACCUUUCACAUGUGAGAUAUGUCACAAGGUCCUCACUGCUGCCAGUACACUCCGAGCGCACUACAGGAGUCAUGCAGGAAUCAAGCCAUACCAGUGUGAGAUCUGCCAGGCCACGUUCACCCGUCUCCACAGCCUCAAGUACCACACCAUGAUCCACAACAAGGAGGCACGCUUCCUCUGCAGCUACUGCCAGCGACAGUUCCGCCACAGCAGCCACUACCGCGAGCAUCUGCGCCGCCACACCGGGGAGGAACCCUUCGGCUGCAGCGACUGCUCUGCGCGCUUUAAGACCAGGAACACGUACAAGCGCCAUCUCAGGAGCAAGCACGGUAAGAUAGUGGCCGAGGACGGGAAGAUCAACCUAGCCCCUGCUGCCUUGCUCACACCAUGUUGAGUCUCGCUUGGUUCAUGGUGUCCUCUCUGAAACGAAAAUGAAUGUGUUGAUGAACUUUCAGAAAUUGUACACAUUGUAAUCCACAAAUCUAACAUGGAGUGUGUGAUUUAUUUGAACAUGUCAAUCUCAAUAUGCUCUCUUGUACAAUCGUAGGAGUAUUAAACCCUUAGAAAAUUGAAGCAAACUUUUUGUUCUUUCAAUCUUAUGACCUGUGCCAACACUGCAUCUAUAUUUUGAAUCCAAGAUUGAAGAUCAAGGCCCAUCUUAUAAAGAGUUGUAAUUGAUCCAAAUAAAUCCAAGUCCUCCAAUCGCAAGUUUGCAGUCUCCUAAGUUGCGAUUAUUAUCAACUCUUUAGUAAACGGGCACAGUUGUACGAUUUCAUUCUUAAUCAGUAAGAAAAGAUAAUCUGAGCUAAUAAAUCCAGUACGAGUAUUUUAUAGCAGUGUGCACCCGAAUACAUAUCUCAAGAUAUUAUUUGUCUGACCUUUUUCAAACAUUUAAGGUUGACUGUAAUAUACAUUAUUUACAUAUUUUCUGGGAGAAUUAAGAUUAUGAUUUUAUUGAAUUAAGAAAAUUGUACCAGAUGAUAAGUUGAUAUGACCAGUUAUGUUAACAAAAACUUUUACUAGAUAUUUUGAUAAUAAUAUUAAAGAUAAUAACUACAGGUACAGGAUUAGUAGGUUCAUAUGAAAACAAAUUCCUUUUGCAAUAUUUGAAGCGUUUAUUCAGGGAUUGUCAUGUGGAUGUAGUGUAUCUUGGGAAGCAAUAAUAAUGCCUUAGUAGGUUAGCAGUGCACUCUUAUAUAUAAAGACAUCUUGAGAGCAUCGUAAGCAACAUGUAAGAAAUUGAGAGAAAAAAGGGCAAUUUUGAUAGAGUACUGAAACAAGUACCGGUAAUGAACUUUAGCUUGUGCUGCGUAUUAGUAGACUAUACUGCUGUGAGAGAUUAUUUGCAUUGCUUUCUUUCUGUCAGUCUUUUUUUUCCCUCCCUCUCACUUUCUCUCUCUGUCUGCUGUUUCUCUAUUUCACUUGUGGUUGAUUCAUUUUUGUCAAAGAAUAUUGUUCAAGAGUAAUAGUUUGUUUUGUGUAAAUGAAUUUCAAGAUUUGUUUCCGAUUCAUCCAAAUUUAUAUUUAGGCAGGAUAUGUAUCAGUACGAUACAGAUGAUUUUAGGAUUUGGCUUUGUCAAUUUGCUUCAAAGUUUUCUGUUUCUUAAUAAUUUCAAAAUGAGAUGUUCAUCUUAUUUCAAAAAGCCUGUAUUAGUCUAUUUAUUAUUGAAUUGAAUGGAAUAU
Messenger RNA from Strongylocentrotus purpuratus (purple sea urchin), 3702 nucleotides. RefSeq lists its product as uncharacterized. The transcript is spliced from 8 exons. The coding region runs from base 80 to 2413 and encodes 777 amino acids. Gene Ontology annotation, molecular function: RNA polymerase II cis-regulatory region sequence-specific DNA binding; DNA-binding transcription factor activity. Lineage: Eukaryota; Metazoa; Echinodermata; Echinoidea; Camarodonta; Strongylocentrotidae. Gene Ontology annotation, biological process: regulation of transcription by RNA polymerase II. The record is from RefSeq and is a predicted model, not a curated record.